Molecule: messenger RNA, 1269 nt
Organism: Alternaria burnsii
Lineage: Eukaryota; Fungi; Ascomycota; Dothideomycetes; Pleosporales; Pleosporaceae
Product: zn 2cys6 transcription factor
Exons: 1
Coding region: 1-1269 (422 amino acids)
Source: RefSeq, a predicted model, not a curated record
AUGUGCCGCCGAUGUUGCAUCUCCAAAACAGAAGAUUGCAGCUACGACAAAUUGCUGCUUAGAUGGAAGAAGCGGCCUGCGAAAACCGUGCCCGAAUGUCCACCACAGCUGUCCAUAGAGCGUACCCUCAACAGCACCCACCUGGCAGUCAAUGAGCGAAGAGCUGUAGAAUAUUUCAAGGCACGGUUAUGGCCACUAUUCUCAACUCUCCACAAGCCAGUUCCCCCGCCAGUCGCGCUUGCCAUGCGCUCGCAACCGGUUCUCCAGGCCUUAUGUGUAUUUGCCGAGGAACACCGGGCCCUACAAGAGCGAGGAUCUUCAAAACAGACCAUGGAUAGGAGACGCCUUCAUUGCUUGUCAACCAUCCGCGGUCAGCUUAGUAGCGAGCAUUGCGAGAACGCCUCGCUCUCUGCACUCCUAGUCGCAGUGCUGCUGUUGUACUUCCUCGAAGGCUACGUCAAUUGCAUGUCGGGUGAUGCUUCGACCCGCUGCCACCUCGCCGGAGCGAUUGCAAUUAUAAACGCCAUGGGUGGUUUUCAAUCAGCGUGGUCGAUAUCAGACAGGAUCACCAGAAUGUUGCUCUCGGAACUAGCGUCUACUGAUCUGACCGAUGCCCUCCUUCAAGAUAGAGAACCCUCGUUCCCACCCACCAUUUGGGAGCACAUGGAGCCUGGAUCGGUGUGGUGGGAAUCUAUUCCUGGUACUAAGUCGCUUGGGUCCGUCCUGUCAACUUUGUCUGAGAUGAGUAUCUACCACCACAGGCUUCAAAAUGGUAUAGAGAUUUGUGUUGAUAAGGUGCAAGCGUUUGAGCGCGCGCUUCAACCUACAUACUCUAUGCUGGCAUCUCCUCAUAGAGAUGCGGAACAAGACCUUUUCCACCCGGUCGCAACAGCAUCGCUAUCCCUUGUCCGGUGUUUUCAGCACGCUGGUCUAAUAUACCUUUACAGCGCUAUACAAAACAUCCCAGUCAACCAUUUUCUCCUCCAGCAACAUGUCCAUGCGUGCUUAGAGUGCAUACAAGGCAUGGAUACAAGAUCUAGAGCGCAGAACUGUACUCUUUUCCCACUGUAUGUAGCUGGCGCACAUUCACUUUUGGAAGCACACCGGAACUGUGUCGUGAGCACGCUUGAAACCAUACACAAAAACCUGCGAUUCGAGUCUGUCUUGUCUGUCCGAGAAACUUUACUGGUACUGUGGGAGCCCUCUCGUAGUCCUACCACGUGGAGCGGAAGUUUCAAAAACAGUGCUAUAUGCACACUAGUCAUUUGA